Molecule: messenger RNA, 1665 nt
Organism: Lasiodiplodia theobromae
Lineage: Eukaryota; Fungi; Ascomycota; Dothideomycetes; Botryosphaeriales; Botryosphaeriaceae
Product: Phosphoglucomutase
Exons: 3
Coding region: 1-1665 (554 amino acids)
Biological process (GO): carbohydrate metabolic process
Cellular component (GO): cytosol
Molecular function (GO): phosphoglucomutase activity; magnesium ion binding
Source: RefSeq, a predicted model, not a curated record
AUGAGCGUCAAGACCGUUUCUCUGCAGCCUUUCCAGGACCAGAAGCCCGGAACCUCCGGCCUUCGUAAGAAGGUCAAGGUCUUCCAGCAGCCCAACUACAGCGAGGCCUUCGUCACCUCCAUCCUCCUCUCGAUUCCCGAGGGCGUCGAGGGCAGCACUCUCGUCAUCGGCGGUGAUGGCAGAUACUGGAACCCCGAGGUCACCCAGCUGAUUGCCAAGAUCGGCGCGGCGUACGGCGUCAAGAAGCUCAUUGUCGGCCAGAAUGGCAUUCUGAGCACUCCGGCUGCGAGCAAUGUCAUCCGUGUCCGCAAGGCCACUGGUGGUAUCCUGCUCACCGCCAGCCACAACCCCGGCGGCCCCGAGGAGGACUUCGGUAUCAAGUACAACCUUGCCAACGGUGCUCCCGCCCCCGAGAGCGUCACCAACAAGAUCUACGCCACCUCCAAGGCCCUGACUUCGUACAAGAUCGCCGAGAUCCCCGACGUCGACCUGAGCACCAUUGGCACUCAGACCGUCGGUCCCCUUGAGGUCGAGAUCAUCCACUCGACUGAGGACUACAUGAAGAUGCUGAAGAGCAUCUUCGACUUCGACCUCAUCAAGGCCUUCCUCAAGGAGCACCCCGACUUCAAGGUGCUCUUCGAUGGUCUCAGCGGUGUCACCGGCCCCUACGGUGUUGAUAUCUUCGAGAAGGAGCUGGGCCUGGCCGGCAGCACGCAGAACUGCAUUCCCAAGCCCGACUUCGGUGGCCACCACCCCGACCCCAACCUGGUAUACGCCAAGUCGCUGGUCGACGUCGUCGAUGCCAAGGGCAUCCACUUCGGAGCUGCCAGCGAUGGCGAUGGUGACCGCAACAUGAUCUACGGCGCCAACGCCUUCGUCUCGCCCGGCGACAGCUUGGCCAUCAUUGCCCACCACUCGGACUUGAUCCCUUACUUCAAGAAGCAGGGCAUCUACGGUCUUGCCCGCUCCAUGCCCACGUCGGGCGCCGUCGACCUUGUUGCCAAGGCCAAGGGCGUGCAGUCGUACGAGGUUCCCACGGGCUGGAAGUUCUUCUGCGGCCUGUUCGACGCCGACAAGAUGAACAUCUGCGGUGAGGAGUCGUUCGGCACUGGCAGCAACCACAUCCGUGAGAAGGACGGUCUGUGGGCGGUGGUUGCCUGGCUCAACAUCCUCGCCGGUGUUGGCCAGAAGACGGGCACCACGCCCAGCAUCAAGUCGAUCCAGCAGGACUUCUGGAAGACGUACGGCCGCACCUUCUUCACGCGCUACGACUACGAGGGCUGUGAGACGGAGGGCGCCAACAAAAUGGUCGCUCACGUCACGGAGCUGAUCACGACCAAGAAGGACGAGUUCGUUGGGUCGUCGAUCAAGGGCCGCAAGGUGGUUGAUGCUGGCGACUUCUCGUACACGGACCUGGACGGCAGCGUCAGCAAGAACCAGGGCAUCUACGUCAAGUUCGACGACGGCAGCCGCAUCGUGGUGCGUCUGUCGGGCACGGGCAGCAGCGGCGCGACGAUCCGUCUGUACGUCGAGAAGCACGAGUCGGACCCCGCCAAGUAUGACGUCGAGACGCAGGAGUACCUGAAGGACAACGUCGACCUGGCGACGGGCCUGCUCAAGAUUCAGGAGUACACGGGCCGCACCGAGCCCACGGUCAAGACCUAA